UUCAGGGGUCCACCUCGCACAACUACCCCUGCGGCUAACGUUUCAGAUGGCCCACAGGCGUCGCCAGGCGCAAACGGUUUUCCCCUGAACCGAAGCUCAACACGGAAAUUCCUCCCUCAUCAACCCACCCCUGGGACCAUCCCUAGUCCCAAGCGACUGGCCCGGACGCUCCCGUCUGACAAUGGCGCAUCUCGCCAAUCAAGGACAUCCGGCCGCGUGGGCCCUGGCGCCCUUGGCAGGCUUGCAGCGCUGGAUCUUGUUCGCAUUCUUCUGCGCGGAUUGGAUGCCGACGCACGACGACGAGGGAAAAGACAAACUUGGCGAAGACACCUCCGUGUCCGUGAUUCUGGGAUUCUGGAAAGCCAAGCGAAGCGAGCGAGGGCUCCCUCCCUUCCUUCUUCUGCCCACCCAGCACUGUGUACUAGUGUACUGUGUAGGUAGUCGCGUACGCGCUGGCAUCUCCAUACCUACCCGUUUCAGAUACCCGCUGGGUCCCUGGCUUUGCUUCGUCACCGGUGAAGCGAUUCUCUUCUUUUCUCGAGGUGGUGCUUUAUUAUUAUGUACUGUUAUUAUUGCUUUUACGGAUAUUUAUUAUGUGGAUAACGUGUUGUGUGUUGUAGUUAACGUGCGUUAUUCCACACAGCUCCCCCCCUUGUUUCCUUUCUUUCGCCGCCUUUCCCCUCCGUUGUGGCUUAAUGUUAUGUCUUCAUUUCGCUUCUCUUGAGCCCCCCCUCGCUUUCUUUCCACUUUGGCUGGUGCCAGACCUCGUGAUUUGGACGUCGAAGACACACGGAUCAUUCCGUUUGUGAAUUGCAGCUCUGUUGCCCUUGUCUGUUCUCGUCUUUCUGUUCGUUCCAAGGUUGAUCCUCGGCCGUGUUAUCCUUAGACGUCGACAGUCUUUCUUUCCUAUCUCUCCGUUCACUUCCAGUUAUCC
Messenger RNA from Chaetomium strumarium, 934 nucleotides. RefSeq lists its product as uncharacterized. NCBI's taxonomy places the organism in Eukaryota, Fungi, Ascomycota, Sordariomycetes, Sordariales, Chaetomiaceae. The transcript has a single exon. The record is from RefSeq and is a predicted model, not a curated record. The coding region runs from base 182 to 724 and encodes 180 amino acids.